Molecule: messenger RNA, 1818 nt
Organism: Fusarium mangiferae
Lineage: Eukaryota; Fungi; Ascomycota; Sordariomycetes; Hypocreales; Nectriaceae
Exons: 1
Coding region: 1-1818 (605 amino acids)
Source: RefSeq, a predicted model, not a curated record
AUGGCUCCAAAGAAUCUUACAGAUCUCCCAUCAGAGAUUCGUCAGCAAAUCUUCAAAGAGUGCCUCAAGGUAGAUGGCGGUUAUGCCUACAACGCGCAAACCGAUAAACUGACCAAUGCCGAUCAAGCCCGCACCCCGAUCGACCUCUCCCUUCGAUACACAUGUCGCUCUAUCGCAAGAGACACAACAACAAUUCCCCUGGCGGUCAACACUAUCCACUUCUCAACUACCGAUGACUGGCGCAGCUUGGCCGGUUGCUUCAACCUCGUUGCCACUACGUACUACAUCCUCGAGCAAGACUUGGCCUUUCAUCUCGCCGAGUUCAUUACCCCAGAAAUGUUUGCCCAGAUUGACGCCAAAUUUCCGAGAUUCAGGUCUAUGUUUGAAUCAGAGUUGGCAAACCAUAAUGUCAGGAACCCUGUAGAGGACAGGCCCCGCUCAAGGAAAGACCUUGUGGAUAGGAUGCGACCUCCCCUCUGCCACUGGGUAGGGUUCUUUUUCGGACUGAAGGUCGACAGGGCCGAUGUCUAUGGUCCCUCUGCCUAUCUCGGCUUUGCUGAUAUUCAUGAAGAAGACUUCAUGGACCCAUAUGGGCAAUUGUCGCAUGGUUCUCAUGAUAGAUGGCAACAGCAGUCAGGGGAUGUCCGAGAUGCACUCUCGUAUUGUCUGCGGCUCAUCGCUGACAAGGCACCAAUGGAAUUUGAACAUCAGGUACACAAAACUUUGCCUCACUGGAUUGGCAAGUACCAUCCGAAAGACUUUCUUGAUCUCAAAUUCAACCUUUGGGACAUUCCCUCAAGGGAGGAUGUUGCCCAUGCAUUGACUCUAUUAAAUCUUCACGACUUUGUGUGGAAGCUCCCUGAAUUUUGGAGGUACCCUGACGGGUUCUACCGGGAACUUGGCGAUUAUCCUCUUAAGCCACGUCCAGAAAACGCCCAACGAUGUCAAUACGCUGCCGAAUAUGACAAUCCCAUGGGACUGGUCGAUCAUUUCGAUUAUCGCUAUCUCAAAAAGAUAAGAUUCUCGGCUACCGCGACAGCAAUACGUUUCCUUAACAAGCUGCCCGCUGAGCAGCGAUCCCAAGUCCGCAGGCUCACAUUGCAUGAAGACAGUCCAUCAGUCAACAUGCCUUCACUUCAUGCCCAGGGUCUGGUCCCUUUCUUUAAGGAGAAUCCCUCACUUCGAGUAGAGCGCCGCGUCAGUCUUUUUGGCUGUAUUCAUAACUUCGCGGGGCCGAAUACGGACUGGAAAACUCGAACCAAAACCAGGCCGCUUUAUGGCCCUUCCUUCCUCCCAAAGUUACAAUCCUGGCUGAUUGACGCUCUUGCCAUACAGGACUUGGAUGUUCCUGCAGGCUCUUUUACCUUUACUGUGGCUGGCGAUGCCCAUAGCGAUUUUUGCACCGAUGUUUUCCAGAGGUGCGUCCUCAUGGGCAUUGCUGAGGGCGAGGCAUUUCAUAAAUGCCGCGAACUCGGCCUCUUCAGAUCUGUAGAGCCGAUGUGCAGUCACCCGGAACGCUUUUUCCUUGAUCCCAGAUUCAAGGAAGGGAUUGAGCACUUGGUGAGCAACACAUCGAUCCUACGUUCUGAUUUUAACCCUGGAGUUCCGGUAGACCCUGACACAUUGGUCGAGGAAACUAAAGGAUUUGAUGAUUUGGAAGACCUUGUUGAGAGAUGGGAGUUUGAAGCAGCAUCUUUUAGUUGCAAAAUGCCUCCUGAUCUAUUUUACGAUGUUAUGCUACCUGCCGUAUAUGAUAUUGAGACCAGGGAGCAGUAUAUCGAGUCACACGGAGGAAGGGUCAAGGAACAAGAUUCUUAA